GUUGCGAGCAACGAGAGGGGGAGAUAGACUGAGGCUGAGACGGGCAUUUGCAGAGAAGCUUCUCAGGGACUAUCAACAGGGCGUACUAUAGAACGCAAGAGGAAAAUUGGGGUAUGAGCUCCGUCAGAAUCCGCUCCCAUCCUUCGCUGCCCAAGGACCAGUCUGACUGACAACCACUGGUUCAGCACCACCGCCGUCUCACCUCUCAGAUAAGCCCAAUAUCGGCAAACCCGCACAACCAUGGAGCUCAGAGUGGGGAAUAAAUAUCGGCUCGGCCGCAAGAUUGGCAGUGGCUCUUUCGGUGACAUAUACCUGGGUGCCAACAUUGCCACGGGAGAGGAGGUGGCCAUCAAGUUGGAAUGUGUGAAGACGAAGCACCCUCAGCUCCACAUAGAGAGCAAGUUCUACAAGAUGAUGCAGGGAGGAGUGGGCAUCCCGUCCAUCAAGUGGUGUGGUGCGGAGGGCGACUAUAACGUGAUGGUGAUGGAGCUGCUGGGCCCUAGCCUGGAGGACCUCUUCAACUUCUGCUCCCGCAAGUUCAGCCUGAAGACCGUGCUGCUGCUGGCCGACCAGAUGAUCAGCCGCAUCGAGUACAUCCACUCCAAGAACUUCAUCCACAGAGACGUGAAGCCCGACAACUUCCUGAUGGGCCUGGGCAAGAAGGGCAACCUGGUCUACAUCAUCGACUUCGGCCUGGCCAAGAAGUACCGCGACGCCCGCACCCACCAGCACAUUCCCUACCGCGAGAACAAGAACCUCACCGGCACCGCCCGCUACGCCUCCAUCAACACCCACCUGGGCAUCGAGCAGUCCCGGCGUGAUGACCUGGAGUCUCUGGGCUACGUGUUGAUGUACUUCAACCUGGGCUCUCUGCCCUGGCAGGGCCUGAAGGCUGCCACCAAGAGGCAGAAGUACGAGCGCAUCAGCGAGAAGAAGAUGUCCACGCCCAUCGAGGUGCUGUGCAAGGGCUACCCAUCUGAGUUUUCUACCUACCUGAAUUUCUGUCGCUCCUUGCGCUUUGACGACAAACCAGACUACUCGUACCUUCGUCAGCUCUUCAGAAAUCUGUUCCACAGACAAGGCUUCUCUUACGACUAUGUCUUUGACUGGAACAUGCUUAAGUUUGGUGCCAGCAGAACAGCUGAGGAGGGCGAUCGGGAGAGGAGGGGAGGUGAGGAGCGUGACGAGAGAAUCGGUGGAGGUCCACGGGGAUCGGCUGCAAGAGGCCAUCCGCCCGGCCCCAACCCCUCGGCCCCCAACCGGGUCAGAAACGGGCCCGAACAGGCCAUCUCCAACCCCGCCUCACGAGUCCAGCAGUCUGGGAACACAUCGCCUCGCGCUAUCUCUCGUGCGGAGCGGGAAAGGAAAGUCAGUAUGCGUCUCCACCGAGGAGCACCUGCCAACGUGUCUUCGUCUGACCUCACUGCCCGUCAUGACCAGUCUCGCAUUUCCACGUCACAGGUCAGCAUGCCGUUCGAGCACCUAGGAAAGUGAAAGUCCCUCAGCUCCAUGCACACUGAAUACUGACUGGGCAUCAGGUGACACUCCUUGCUCCAGAUUCUUUUGGUUUUGUUUGUUUGUUUUUAAAUGUUGCCAGUGAGACCAAGAGAUGGACACGGAAGGCAUGGACUGGGGAGAAAGGGGAUGGAUGGAUGGAUGGAUGGAUGGAUGGAUGAAUGGAUGGGUAUGUUUUUAGCAGAAGUUUGGAUCUUCACUCAUUGUCAACCAAAACUCAUUCCGAGGAAAGAAAGCAAAACAUUGUUUUUUUUUUUCCUCACCUCUCCUCACUCUGAAGACCGUCAUAUCCUGCAUUGUUACCCAUUAUCUGAACUCCAUGGUAGUAUGUGUCCUCAUGCCAACAGGGCCUCAGUCCCUUCUCUCCCAGUAUGUCAUUGUCAUUGGGAGACCCGGAAGUCUUGGCUAUGCUGAGGCAUGUGGUCCUUAUUGUUCCUUAUGGAGAAUGUAGCUGUUAGCAUGUGCAUAUUCCGAUCUGUGCAGAGAGUCAACAUGUUAGUCUUUCACAAGUGUAAUUUUGCACACCGAAAAAAAAAACGCUCAUGGUACCUGUCUUCAUUCUGGUAGUGCUUUAACUACAUGUUGUUUUUAAUCCAUUAUCGGUGGAAGGGCAGCCAAAAGAUGUCCUUUUUUGCUCUUAAGAAGAAGACGGGCGGUUUGUUAUGUCCUUGUGGUUUUAUUGGAGAAGUGGAAUUCAAGAGAGAAACGGAGAGGUAAUACUAAGAGUAAUGAGAGGAGGAGGGGGUUGGAAAGAUGACAGAAAGCCAAGGAAAGUGAUGACUAGCAUUGGGGAUCCUUAGCGGACCAGGGGAAUGUGGAGAGACACAGGUUCAGAUCUUUUGCCCUUUUCUAUGGCCAAUGUCUUACUCGUCAUAUUCACUGUUUGAUGUGAUCGCGAACUUUUUCCUGACCAAGUUGACGACAAGCUGACAUCCGACCCAGAGAUUUUAGAUGGUAAAGGAUACGGCUAUGCUUCAUUGUUGUCAUCCUUUUUUAUAUUAUUAUUAUUCCUAAAAUCCUCACUUGAGCCCGUUUCCCAUCAUUUUUUUUAAUUCAAAUAUAAAACGCCAGCCACUCAGCGGUGGAGAUAUCAUCAUCAAAUGUUUUUACGUUGCCGAUGAGGUGCCACACCAUUCCAGGACUCCAGUCCUUUGCUGACAGGGUGGACAUGUCAUGUGACCUUUGACCUAUGUCAAUGUAUUUGACCAGAAACUGCGAAAAGGAAAGCGGAAAGGAAAAGAACCACGGCCAACUAGAAUUCCUAUGAUUGUUCUUAUUGUCAACAUUUUUUUCUUUUCUUCUGUUUUUUUACUUUUUAAUUGUGUUUUUCUUCUGGAGAUCUGGUGGGAGGGGAGGGGCAUGAAGUAGAAUGACAUUACUUUACCUUUUUUUUUACGUCACUGUAAUUUUUUUCUGUAUAAAGCCAAAUGUCGUUGGUUGUUUCAAGGUGUAAUGUAGAAAAACUAAAAAUGCUUAAAACCCUGGGGUGGGAUCAGAGAUUUAUGAAAUAUAUAUAUACACAUAUAAAUAUUAUAUAUAUAUAUAUUAAAAAGUACUAAAUUUGAGUGGGACUCAAAUGUGUUGCAUUGUCUACUGGGUCAUUAGUCAGAGCUGCUGUGUACCUGGUUUUCUGUUCCCUGUUCUGCGUUACAGCUGUAUGUGACUGAAGCUAUUCCUCAAUGGAACGGCCUGCUCAGUUGAAGUUGUGGGGGGUGUGAGUGUGUGGGAGAGGUUGCAUCAGUGAUUGGGCAUUGUUAAUCUCUGCAGCCACGGUUGCCAUAUUCACAACGUGUUGUUUUCCUGUUCGUCUCAAAUGUCUAGGGGCUACACCCAAUGAUGGACCCGUGUUCGUAUGACACUGGCCGCUGAAUGGCCGGGGGGGACGGACGGGUUACACCCUAAUUUUCAAGGAUCUUGAUUUGGUCAUUUUGCUCCUGGAUAUGUUCUUUGUUGUCAUUGGUUUACUUUUUUUAGACUGUGAUUUUAGUCAGACAUCAAUGUAUCUGCCUGGAUGGAUGGCCUCUUGACUGAUGUGUUGAUGAACGCCUGUGGUUAUGCAUGGAUGCUGAGACUGUUGUGCAGUCACACAGCACGAUCGUUCGUUCAUACCGUGCCAUGUCAGCAGGCUGUGUAAAGGACCCAGUAGCAAUGUUACCAAGGGGCCAUGGGGUGGGACAGGGCUAGAAAAUAUUAUGGGUCAGGAACGGAUAGGGGGACGAGGAUUCACUUUCUGUAUUGUGUACUGAUAUCUUGUACAGUUCUUUAACACACUUUAACUUUAUUUACAACAGUAUUUGUGUAUAUUUUAUGAAGUAAUAAUAAAAAAUGAGCAAAACAA
This is a messenger RNA of Engraulis encrasicolus (European anchovy), 3853 nucleotides long. RefSeq names its product casein kinase 1, epsilon (gene csnk1e). The record is from RefSeq and is a predicted model, not a curated record. The coding region runs from base 241 to 1494 and encodes 417 amino acids. The transcript has 11 exons. Gene Ontology annotation, biological process: peptidyl-serine phosphorylation; endocytosis; signal transduction. Lineage: Eukaryota; Metazoa; Chordata; Actinopteri; Clupeiformes; Engraulidae. Gene Ontology annotation, molecular function: protein serine/threonine kinase activity; ATP binding. Gene Ontology annotation, cellular component: nucleus; cytoplasm.